Symbiodinium natans is the source of this 3975-nucleotide messenger RNA. NCBI's taxonomy places the organism in Eukaryota, Dinophyceae, Suessiales, Symbiodiniaceae. The record is from the annotation of a GenBank genome assembly.
AUGCCCGUGCUCGACUUUGGAGCUGAGGAUGCAUUGAGGUUGGCAGAAGCAGCAUCCCCACGAGCGGCGCGGCCUCCCGAGGGAGAGCAAGACACAACAUCGGCCGAAUGGCAGAAGAUGCAAACCUCCAUCGCGUCUCUCCAAGCCCUCGGCGUCCUCAAGGAUCCGGCGAAGCGAGGGCGCCGCAGCUCAUUGCCGGCGAUUUCAAGUCAGGAGAAGACUCGUGCUGUCACAGGUCCACCCGACCUUAACCCAGAAGAUUUGCUGGAGCUGGAAGACGGCUUGCCCCGUUUGGCGAGUGCGCAGGUGGGCAUGCCCACACCUCCCUCCCGCACGGCCCUCCGUGCUCCAGAUGCCUCGAAAUUCAUGAAGAUCUUUGAGCAGACUCAGUCCAUUCAGCAGGCGGCGACGACGGCCCCCGGACCCGGUGGCUUCGCGCGCCGGGGCCGGAGGUGGACGGUGGUCUCCAACCAGGUUCACGCCAUGGCCAACAUCAAGCCUCCCGAAGAGGAUGCCAAGUUGAGCCCGAGUGAGCGCAGCAUCAACCGGAACUCCGUGCGCCUAAGCAACCUCCCACCCAGUCAGAGGGCCAGCACAGCCCUGCCGCAAGGGAGCAGAGGCAGCAAGGCGGGAAACCUGGAUGAGUUGUUUGAUGAUGGCGAGCUGGAUCUCAAGGUCAAUGCUGCCAGCAGUUCGACGGACGCGCGGACCUGGAAGGGAUGGUACAAAAUCCAGUCCAAGGCAAAGACCGAUGCCGAAGAACUGGAGGGGGCCUUCGGAGCGCCGGCGCCAACGUCUGUCUUGGAGUCGCUUACGGCUGCGCCUGCCCAGACUGGGGCAUCCCAGCAGGUCGUAGAGGCUGCAAAAGCCUGGGGAGCAAUCCGCGAGGAGUCUGCAGCCGAAAUGGAGGAGCACACGAACUUCGCAGACGGCCUGCCGCCGGGCAUAGGGAAGCUUGCUGCAAUGCUGGUGAAUCGGUUUGGUUCUUUGGAGAGAGCUUUCUGCAACUUCGACUACAACCGCAAGGGGAAGAUCACGAGAGGUCAGUGGCAGACGGUUUUUGCCACAGUUCGAAUCGACGUGCAGGAGGCCACAAACAUUCCGAGUAAAAAGGUAUUCCGGAUGAUUGCCUCCCUUGGGAAUGCGGCCUCAACACUCGAAAUCACCUUUGAUCAGUGGCGCGACUUCUUCGAGCAGAAUCUGGCCGACGGCGAAUGUUCCUUCCUUCUGGCUGAAGAUCGGGGCACUCAAGCCCCAAAAAGAUGGGCGCAGGUGAAGAAGAUGGUUCCCAAGGCGCUGAAAGUCUUGGUGGAGCACAUCGAUGAGGUGGAGAAGGAAGCGUCCGCACUGAGGGAGUACAUCAGCGGGGAGGAUGGCCAGGACAUCGAGCCGGCUGAGAUGGACGGUUGGUCGUCUGACUCAGAGGCAUCCAGUGACUCGGAUGGUGAGGAGGCGGGCAGUUCGCGACAUCGGGACAAAGCAAAGCGCGGCGAAGACGGAGAGCAGGAUGGCUCGUCUGCAAGUGAUGGGGAGGAGGCUGCCUCGGCCUCCUGCAGGUCCCUGAAGCGCGGGACGGAGGAGGGCUCGGCCACCGCCUCCAGCGCGGUGGGGGAGCCGCAGGGCGAAGAUGCCGAGGAUGCGGCGAGUUCGGCCGCCUUGCCAACCAGCACCUCUACAGAGCCGCCCAAAGCCCAUGGCAGCCAUGCCCUGGACGACAGCAGCUCGGAUUCAGAAGCGGAGGGCGCGGCGGCUGAAGCCCCGAGCAAGGGUGGCAAGAAGGCGGACCACCAGCACUCGGGAGUGGAUGCCCGGCGCGUGAAUCGAGACAAGGUCAUGAAGGCCUUCCAGGAGCGCGACGACACGGCCAUCGCCCAGCUGAACGACGACGAGCUCCAAGCUUUGGCCGAGCAGGUGCAGCUGCAGGAGGAGAUCGAGCAGUUUGACCUUUCGAGCAUGGAUGCUUUUGCCUACGUCCUCCUGGCAAAGAUGGGUUCGUUCAAGCGGGCCUUUCGCUGGUUCGAUUUCAACUGCUCUAAGAAGAUCACAAACGUCACCUGGGACACAGGUAUUCUGCUGCUCCACGUGGACACGGAGAAGCUUACAGGGCUAAAGCCCAGCCAAAUCUUCUACCGCAUGGACACCUGCACCGAGGCCCCGCCCAGUGGAACCAUCACCAGAAAGAAGUGGAAGUUCUUCUUCAGUGGCUUCAAAAUCCCGGAGGAGUUGCAGAAGCAGCUGGAGGAGGGGAAGACCUUGCGGAAGAGGGCCGCUGCGAGGAUGAAGCAGUACCGAAGACGAGGAAGCCUUUUCCGAGGCGACAGAGGACAACGCUUGGAGGUAAAGAGGAGGGAUUCGGAGAGUGAAAGCGAGCCUGAAGAAACAGAAGAGGAGAGACGGCUGCGACAGGCACAGGAAGAGGAGAACUACAGGGAAUGGGUUGAGCGUGAGCUGGCUUCCAUCGCCGAUGGCGAUUUCCGCGACUAUAGCGAUUCCAUGUUCCGAGGGGGAGCUGAAAGCCUCCUGAAUCCCUUUCGGCGCCGUCAGAUCAUGCUGCAGGUGGCAGAGGCCUUUGGUCUCUACACGCUGUCUCCAGCUGGUUAUGGGCGGGUGCCUCCCCGUAACAGCACAAGCCUGGAGAGAGCCCCGGGUAUCGUGGAAUCGGCCAUAAUGCCAGAUUCUGGAUGCAUGAGGAUCUACAACAUGCAGUCUCACACCGCGGCCCUGAUCGCAAAGUUUGAGGAAGUAAAGAAGGGAGGUCGUCUCGUGCUCAACGACAUUGGGUACACAGAGGCGCAAAAGGCUGUGGCGCACCUCGUCGCGCUGGAUCGGAGCCUGGUGGCCGUCUUCGAGAAAUGGGGAGCCGGCGAGCGCUUGGUGGUGCAUGACACUGGAUCCUUUGCUUCGGGCUUGAACUCCCAGCUCGACUCCCUCAGUGAGGGUGAUUCCCUCUCGCUGGCCACUAACCUCUCAAACAUUGAGCUGAAGUACGUCCAGGCUCAAGCCGCUAAGAUGGGGAUGACCGUCAUCCGGCAGAAGAAUGAGAACGGGGAGGAGUUCCUCAAGGUGUUCAACAUGAAUGACUUCGCCAAUACCGUCCGUGAGAAGCUGGCUGAUGUUGGUGUGGGAAGUCGGGCCAUCUUCAAGAAGCUUUGCUUACAGGAGCGAGAGGUGGUUCACACCGUCGCCAGAGAGAUGGGCCUGCACAGCUUGGAAGCCGAAGGCGAUUCCCUCAAGAAUGUGAUCGUGUUGUCCAAUGUGGAGUUCCUUGCGGAGCAGGCAGCGAGGAUAUCCCAAGCUGCAGAUGCAGGCGGUGGGGAGUUCAUCCUUCCGCAGACAGCCCAGCAGCAGAAGGACUUCUGGGAAAUGGCGGACAAGAAUGGAUUGGAGCUGGAUACCAGCUACCACGGGCAUUCGGCACGCCGGUCCGAUUUCAAAAAUGGCGACGUGGUGCGCCUGGCCAUGGCCAAGUCCCGGGAUGGAUCCAGUGCCAGCGAUGGCGAGGCCGAGGAUGAGAUCCUGACUGGCAAGCCAGGUCUGAAACCCGGCUCAGAGGAGCUUGCAGAGGACUUGACGGACGAGCAGAGGGCAGAAAGGGCUGCUGUCGACAUCCAGAAGUCUGCAACACUGGCCGGACCGACGAUCCAGACCUCAUCCGAACUCAUUCGUCAGGCUUUCGACGCUUACGCUACGGGGAACCACCGAGGGGAAAGAACUUUUUUGCGUUAUGUGGACUUGAAGGAGUUCGCCGACGAUUUGCGUUCUGCAAUGCCAGGAAGGCAAAACUCCUUCCGCGACUUCGGUAUCAUUUUGGAGCUCUGCUUUGAUGACACCACGCAGUUGCAGUCCGACUUCGGCAUUCGCGUCGGCCCGGGACUCACCCAUCAGUUUUUCCAGGUCUUCAUUCAGAAGGCCAUGUCACGGCUGGGUCUUCAAGUGGCAUCCGUGCUUUUUGAAAUCUUGAACGAGCACAGCUAA